Penicillium argentinense is the source of this 1359-nucleotide messenger RNA. Its product is annotated as DHHC family palmitoyltransferase. The record is from RefSeq and is a predicted model, not a curated record. Gene Ontology annotation, molecular function: protein-cysteine S-palmitoyltransferase activity. Bases 1 to 1359 code for a protein of 452 amino acids. The transcript has 5 exons. Gene Ontology annotation, biological process: peptidyl-L-cysteine S-palmitoylation; protein targeting to membrane. Lineage: Eukaryota; Fungi; Ascomycota; Eurotiomycetes; Eurotiales; Aspergillaceae. Gene Ontology annotation, cellular component: Golgi apparatus; endoplasmic reticulum.
AUGGCCGCUGCCACCACCGCGCAGAAGCGCGUCAACCUGGCGGUCUCGAGAAUCAUUCCGCCUGUGUUGCUCGGAGCGGUCAUUUACGCGAGCUACGCGUUCACGAAACCAUUAUGCAUCGAUUAUCUUAUCCAUCCGUUACCUUUCUAUAACCGCAAGCCUCGAGUCGGCGCUGGCGCCGCAAUUCUGGCGAUCUAUUACGUCCUCUUAAUUCCGCUCAUAUCGACAUACAUUCGACUGCUGUAUAAUGUAUUAGAGAACCCGGGGUUCCUGCCUCUGGGUGCAGAGCGUGUACAGGCGGAUGCUGCCAUGCCGGACUCGAAGCUGUCACAUCAGAAGCGCGGCCGUCGGAGGAGCCACUUGAAAAAGGCACGCGAUGCGGAAAAAGUUGCGCAACCGGAUGCGGACCUCGAGCGGGGGAUGCAUAAUCAUGCGGGAGGAAAAGCUUUCGAAUUGGACUCGUGUGGUCUGGAAUCAUUCUAUACGAAGGACGUGUUUGUCUGCCAGGAGGACGGACGGCCGCCAUAUUGUUCGACGUGCUGCCAGUUCAAGACGGACCGAUCGCAUCACUGUCGGGAACUCGAUCGCUGCGUUCGCAAGAUGGAUCAUUUUUGUCCCUGGGUCGGAGGCGUCGUGUCAGAGACAUCAUUCAAAUUCUUUAUCCAGUUCGUCUCCUAUACGGCCAUGUUCUGUACAUUUGCCCUCAUUGUUUCUGCAUAUUUCACGGCCGAGAUCAAACGAGAUACCGGCCACGUCAACGCACAUUGGUGCGUUUGUAUUGGACUGUGGGUUCCCGCUGACGCCAGCUUCUAUGAAAUAACGAGCGGCCUAUUUGGUCUCUUUACAGCCGGCAUGACCCUAAGUUCCCUCCAACUGGCCUGGCUGAAUCUCACCACAAUCGAGAACCUCAACCGCCGGUCCGUCGUCUGGACCCUGGCCAUCCGGGUCCCCGAGCAUCUACUAGAUCGUCUAUGGGCGAGCGACUCACCCUGGGCACCCACAUUCCGCAUGGUCACCUACCCUCCACGACCACCUACAUCCGCUCAGCCGCAAACCACCGAACACGAGACAGGCGAGCGCCACGUUUUCGCAAUUCUCCAUACUCAACCCGGCGAGAACCCAUUCAACCUCGGCAGCCCGCUCAAGAACCUGCAGCAAGUAAUGGGUAACAACAUCAUCGACUGGCUCCUUCCAAUCAAAAACAGUCCCUGCGCCGACCAUAGCAGCCAGGAAAGCGCCUUCGCUUUGGGCCCGGUGGUUACACGACUGAAACAGGAAGCCGGCCUGCUUUCAUCGAAAGGAGAAGACGGACGGCGAAAUUCUAAACAGGGUCGCCAAAGCGAUAAACAUAGAAACUGA